Molecule: messenger RNA, 3912 nt
Organism: Panicum virgatum (switchgrass)
Lineage: Eukaryota; Viridiplantae; Streptophyta; Magnoliopsida; Poales; Poaceae
Product: importin-11-like
Exons: 24
Coding region: 720-3323 (867 amino acids)
Biological process (GO): protein import into nucleus
Cellular component (GO): cytosol; nuclear envelope
Molecular function (GO): small GTPase binding
Source: RefSeq, a predicted model, not a curated record
AUCGCAAAAACCUCCUCCUCUGCAGUCUGCAGUCCCCGACAUCUUCUCCGAUCGCCCCGUGCCGCCGCCGCCUCCUCUUCUUCAUACUAUUGCCCGCCGCCUCCGCCGCCUCAUCACCCGCCGUUUACGGCGGUGCGGGAUGGCUCUCUCCGCCGGCGAUGUGCCGACCAUGUACGCUGUCCUCGUCAACUCGCUCAGCGCCGACGAGGCUGCGCGCCGCCCGGCGGAGGCAGCUCUCGCGCAGUGCGAGACCCGCCCGGGUUUCUGCUCCUGCCUCCUGGAGAUCAUUUCGGCGAGGGGAUUGGCUUGUCGCGAGGAUGUGCGCCUCCUCGCCACAGUCUAUUUUAAGAACAGUAUCAACCGCUACUGGCGGCAUCGCCGCGAUUCCUAGUCAGCCCCGCUACCCCCACUCUCUCCGUUUCGUUAAUUAACUCAUUCAUGUCUGUGUUUCAAAGCCUGUCUGCAGGGGUUAGUGAGUGGGCAGGCAGGGUAUUUUGUUCUUGACAACACCAUGUGGAAUUAGCAAUGAGGAGAAGGACCACCUUCGGAAAAAUCUUCUGCUAAAUAUUCGUGAGGAGAAUAGCCAGAUUGCACUGCAGCUAGCUGUACUAAUAUCCAAGAUUGCGCGCUUGGAUUACCCAAAAGAGUGGUCAGACCUUCUCUCUGUAUUGGCACAACAACUGCAAUCUGCUGAUGUUCUUGCUUCGCAUCGCGUGUUUAUGGUCCUCUUUCGAACUUUAAAGGAGCUUUCAACUAAACGGCUUGCCGUGGAUCAAAAGAAUUAUGCAGAGAUCACUGGCCACUUGUUUGAGUACACCUGGAACCUUUGGAAGAGCGAUGUGCAGACUAUAUUGCAGAAUCUUUCUAUGCUCUUGCAGCGAAAUGACAUGGAUUCCAUUUUGGAGCAAUCAAACGACCUUAUUUUGAUUUGCGACCGGUGGUUGCUCUGCUUAAAGAUCAUUCGACAGCUAAUUUUUUCAGGUUAUGCUAGUGACUCAAGAACUGCACUGGAGGUCUGGCAGGUCAGGGAAGUUUGUCCAACGGUUUUGACAGCCAUUAAAUCCCUUCUUCCAUAUUACGACUCCUUUAAAGACAAGCAAGCUAAACUCUGGGACUUUGCAAAAAGGGCAUGCAUUAAGUUGAUGAAAGUCCUUGUUACCUUACACGGCAGACAUCCAUAUUCUUUUGUUCACCAAACUGUGCUUCCAGCUAUAGUUGACUUCUGCUUAAACAUGAUUACAAGUCCUGAACAGGCUGGCACAUCUUUCGAGGAGUUUCUUAUACAAAGCAUGGUUUUGGUUAAAUCAGUAUUGGAGUGCAAAGAAUACAGACCAAGUCCCACAGGGCGGGUGAUCCAUGAAAAUGCACAGCCUUUAAGUCUGGAGCAAAGAAAGAAAAACUUUGCUGCAGUGGCUAGUGACAUGCUGAAGGUCGUUUUGCCUGGUGAUCGAGUCAUGUUGCUUUGCAACAUUUUAGUAAGGAGAUACUUCAUUUACACAGCAAAAGAUUUGGAAGAAUGGUCAGAGAAUCCUGAGUCCUUUCACCAUGAGCAGAAUUUGGUUCAGUGGACUGAGAUAAAACGGCCAUGUGCUGAAGCCCUCUUCAUUGUUAUCUUCGAGAAGUAUAGAGAGCUGCUAGCUCCAGUUGUUGUUUCUGUUCUUCGCGAAGCUAUGGCUGUUUCUCCACCACAAGAAACUGAUGUUACUGCUGGAAUGCUUUUAAAGGAUGCCGCAUAUACAGCUGCUGGGCAUGUUUAUUAUGAACUUUCGAACUACCUCAAUUUUAAUGAAUGGUUCCAUGGAUCUCUAUCUAUUGAAGUUUCAAAUCAUCACCCCAACAUGCGUAUCAUUCGUAGAAAAAUUGCAUUGCUACUUGGGCAAUGGAUUUCUGAGAUCAAGGGUGACACUCGGAAAUUGGUCUACCACGCUUUGGUUGGAUUGCUGCAGGAUAAUGACAUAGCUGUUAGGCUAGCAGCAUGCUCUUCUCUGUGUUAUCUAUUCCAAGAAUCUAGUUUUUCGGAACUAGAUUUGUUUGAAUGUCUUCCUACAUGUUGGACAAUGAGUUUCAAGUUGAUAGAAGAUGUUCAAGAAUUUGAUUCAAAGGUGCAAGUGUUGAACUUCAUUUCAGUUCUUCUUGAACAUGCUGGAGACAAGAUUAUUCCAUUCGCAAGUCAGUUAUCACAAUUUUUCCAGAUGAUAUGGGAUGAAUCUGCAGGUGAAAGUUUGCUACAGAUUCAAUUGCUAACGGCACUGAAAACUUUUGUUUCUUCACUUGGAUUCCAGUCACCUCUUUCUUACCAUGUGCUUAUUCCUAUACUCCAAAAUGGCGUUAAUAUUGACAGUCCUGAUGCUCUUAAUCUUCUUGAAGACAGUGUUCUGUUAUGGGAAGCAACCCUUUCAAACGCCCCUUCCAUUGUACCUCAACUUCUGGAUUUAUUCCCUUACCUUGUGGGCAUUGUGAAUCGAAGCUUUGACCAUCUGGAGGUUACAAUCAAAAUAAUUGAGGAUUAUGCAAUUUUUGGUGGAUCAGAAUUUUUGAAAAGCCAUGGUGCAAGUUUAGCGAACAUCAUUGAUACUAUUAUUGGAAAUGUCAAUGACAAAGGACUUCUCACUUCACUUCCUAUUGUUGAUCUUCUUAUUCAGAUUUUUCCUCUGGAAGCUCCACCAUUGAUGUCCAGUGCUCUUCAGAAACUUAUCUUCAUAUCUUUGAGUCAAGAUGAUGGGCAGAACCCAUCAAGGACAGCUGUUCGUGCAUCCUCUGGAGCUAUUCUUGCCAGGCUUCUGGUGAUGAACACCAACUUUUCAGCACAACUAUUAUCAGAACCUCCCCUUUUGGCGAGCAUCCAACAAGCGGGUAUUGCUGUGAGCAAUAAUAUGCUUAUUUCAUUAAUUGAUAUGUGGAUCGACAAGGUAGAUGAUGCAAAUGCUACACAGCAGAAGGAGUACGCAAUGGCUCUUUCAGUAGUUUUGACCUUACAGGUACCUCAGGUCAUCGACAAACUUGAUGACAUAUUAAGUGUCUGCACCACUGUCAUAAUAGGAAGCCGUGAAGUAAAGACUAUCGAUGAUACUAGUGGCGAUAUUACAAGCUCUUCCUGGAUAGGCAAUGAUUGUUCAGGUUAUUCCAAUACUUCAAGCAAAGAGUUGAGGAAGCGCCAAGUAAAGGAUUCAGAUCCUAUCAAACAAGCAUCGCUAGAGAAUGUGCUAAGAGGGAACUUGAAAGCAUGUGCAGCUCUCCACGGGGAUGCAGCAUUCAAUGCGGCCAUAAGCAGGAUCCAUCCAUCAGCAUUCGCUCAGCUCCAGCAGGCCCUGAAUACUGCAUAAGAUGUGCAUAGCUCCUUGAUUCUUUGGUGUUCUUUUCAGUGGACUAUUCUGAGGAACAUGCAGUGCGUUGUGGGGCCACCAUGGUGUAGAGUGCCAGGCCAUAGAAUCACAGUGCUGCCAUUUGAUGCGCCGCAUUUUCCAGCCUAGCGGUGAUGUACCCAACUGUUGAAUGUGGGAUCUUACAGCAGUGUAGAGUGGCGGAGCUAGCGUGCGAGCAUGUAGAGGUGAUAUGGGGCUGUUUAUUCUUUUCAGAUAUUUUUGCUUAUUUGGGUCUGUUGAGGCGUGUCAUAUGGUUUGUGGUGUGGCAUAGGAGGAUUGGGUUGAUUUCGUCAGUCCUGAGGAUGGCAGAGUUUUUAGAGCUGCCCAUUCCAAAAUGACUGACUGGUGGUCCGGGGUUUGAUUAUUUUUUUUCCUCCUCCCUGGUAAAAUCAAAAGCAUGGCGUCAUUCAUCAUGCUAGUAACCCUGUAACUGUUUGAGAAUGAAGUUGUCGUGUGGGAGGAUAGAGUGUUUACUCUAGAAUGCAAUUUUGUUUCUAGAGGGUUUUUUUCCCUCUCCAGUAACGCAUUCAUGCUCUUGUAUUGUGCCAUA